AUGCCGUCCUUCCCAGUCACCAUCGACACGUCGGCCGACUUCGACUUCGCCUCUCCGGCCCAGCCCAGCCAGACGCGCAGUCUGCUGCUGGCACCGCCGUCCAUCGCUGCCCACGAGGAGACUCUGCGCGCCGUCUUCACCACCUUUGACCGCUCCACGACGGACCUGCAGAUGCUAGAUCGGCUUUCUGCUGGCUUCGUCUCUCUUCCGGCUUCCACAUAUGACCUCGUCCUCGUCCUGACCAACGCCGACGGCUCCUAUCGCUCCGAAGCCCUGCAAUUACUAAGCCGCGAUGUAUUCACCGCUCUCCUGCCCUCCAUGAAGGCCGGUGCGAAACUGCAACUACAAAGUGGACUGCUUGACGAGAACGACGCUCGGGAGGCUAUUCUGGCUGGAUUGGUCCUUAAAGACGGUGCUUUCGAAAAGCCUGCUUAUGAAGGAGGCAGCGUGCCCCUUAGAUUUGGGAAGAAAAAGAACAAGGCGGCGACCCCUUCUAAUGGAACUGCAGUGAAGAGGAAUGUAGUUGUCCAGAUCAGCAAUGACGACGAGUUGAUUGACGAAGAUGGUUUAUUGUCAGAGGAUGACAUGAAGCGACCUGUUCAGCAGCCCGAAAAAUGCCAACCCGAAACGCAGAAGAAACGCCGACGUCCCUGCAAAGACUGCUCUUGCGGACUCGCCGCGGAGCUCGAAGCCGAGGACCUGGCCCGUCGCGAACAGGCCAAUUCGGAUUUGAACGUGCUAAAACUGCAGUCGGAUGACUUGAACGAUGAAGUAGACUUUACUGUACAAGGCAAGACAAGCUCCUGCAACAGCUGCUCGCUUGGAGACGCCUUCCGGUGCUCCACCUGCCCGUAUAUUGGAUUGCCUGCGUUCAAACCUGGCGAGGAGGUCAAGAUUAUGAAUGACAUGGCUCAACUUUAG
Messenger RNA from Talaromyces rugulosus, 921 nucleotides. RefSeq lists its product as uncharacterized. Bases 1 to 921 code for a protein of 306 amino acids. Gene Ontology annotation, cellular component: cytoplasm. Gene Ontology annotation, molecular function: iron-sulfur cluster binding. The record is from RefSeq and is a predicted model, not a curated record. NCBI's taxonomy places the organism in Eukaryota, Fungi, Ascomycota, Eurotiomycetes, Eurotiales, Trichocomaceae. The transcript is spliced from 2 exons. Gene Ontology annotation, biological process: iron-sulfur cluster assembly.